ACUGAAAAAAUAAAAUCACACCUAGGGUCUUAGAUGCAUUAACUAAAAAACGAACGAAAGGAGAGAAGACGACAAUUAGCUUGUGGAGUGAGCCUUCCUGCUAAAAACAGCUAAAGCGGAAACACAGGCACUCCAGCCCUCUCUCCAGUCUCCACCUAAUUAUCAACAGUCGCAGUAAAUGGUUUGGAGUCUGGACUGAACCUCCAAGUCCUGCUUCGUUCACCAACCAACGAACCCUGCUCCAUCUGCCCCCACACCGUCACACUUGUCCCGCUGCCGGAAAUUCCACACAUUCUUUCAUUCUGAUAUCUGUAUCUACUCAUUUAUUUAAUCAUUCAGCAACAGCCAGAUUAAGACGUGCUUGAUUUCUUAUGCGUUAACUUUGAUUGACGGGGAAGAUUUUUUUUUUGCGCAAAUUUUUGUUGCAAAGUGUAGCAGUAGAUAGGUGUAGGUUAGUGGUCCUGCUGGCGGGGGAUAGGGGGAGAAAAAGGGAGGCCAGGGCAGGGCCAUGGCGGUUCCACUUCACUUUUAAAGGAAGGAUUUUCCCCUCAAUUCAUUGUGUAACUGACGCCUCCAUUCCACAGUUUCUUUCUGAUUCUUCCCAUGCCCUCCGCCGAUAGCGAAAGCGUUAGACCAGAGAGACAGGUGUUUCUUGUUCACCUGUUCACGUCGCCGAUUUGGUUGGCAGACUGAGUGAUCUGUAAGCAAAAGACCGCUCCUACCGAUCACCCUCAAAAUCCACCCACAAAAAGAUCGAAAGCGAAACCCUGCUCUGUUUUGGCGCAAUUGCAAGGAUUCUCCCUUUCCUUUCCUUUCCUUUCCUUCCUCCUCCUUUUGUUGUUGUUUCCUGAGAGGGGAGAGUGGAAACUGAAGAGGGUUCUGCCACAAAUCUUGGAUGAACAAGUAUGCAAUGAGCGGCGGCGGAAUCGUCGGACAUGGAGCGCCGGAGCUGGCUAUGGAGAAGGAAGUCCUCCCCAACUCUGCCCCCAGAUUUCUCUGACGCCGGCUCGCUUGGGUCACUCUCUGAACGCUUCUCCGAUGAUCAUCAUCAGGCAUCGUAUUCGUCAACUCCAACUCGAACACCCACUCGUCGUUCUUCUGCUGCUGCUGCUGCUCCUGCUCAAUCGGACGUUCCUGAUGAACAAGUGGAUAAUUAUGAUGGCGAUCUCAAGGCGCUCAGAGACAAACUUUCUGCUGCUCUUCUCAACCUUAGGGCCAAGGACGAUUUGGUCACUCAGCAUGCCAAAGUCGCUGAAGAGGCUGUCUCUGGUUGGGAGAAAGCUGAGAAGGAAGUGGUUGCUCUAAAGCAGCAAUUGGAGAAUGCAACUAAGAAGAACUCUGGACUCGAGGAUCGAGUUGGUCAUCUCGAUGCAGCGCUCAAAGAAUGCAUGAGGCAGCUGCGUUUAGCAAGAGAGGAUCAAGAACGAAGGAUAUCUGAGGCUCUUGCAAACACCACUCGUGAAUGGGAGUCCACGAAGUCCGAGCUCGAUUCCCAGAUCUCUCAACUGCAACAUGAACUUCAGGCUGCCAAAGGUGAGGCAGCUGCUACAACAUCGUCACUCGAUUCCGAGUUUCGAGCUAAGAUGGAGAGUUUAGAGAAAGAGAACUCUUCCCUCAAGCUGACACUUCUCUCUCGAGCUGAGGAAUUGGAGAUGAAGAUUAUGGAAAGAGACCUCAGCUGUCAAGCUGCUGAAACUGCUAGCAAACAGCAAUUGGAUGCCAUUAAGAAAGUAGCUAGGCUUGAAGCUGAGUGCCGCAGGAUGAAGGCUAUGGCGGCUCGAAAGGCUUCUCCUUCUUCGCUUGCUGCUGUCCAUAACAGAUCCUUUACUGCUUCAUCAAUCUAUGUCGAGUCCUUCACCGAAGACAGCCAGUCGGAUAGUGGUGAGAGGCUACUAGAGAUGGUGGAGUGUGACUCACAGAAAGUGAAUGGCUUGGAAAUGAAUGAACUCGAGCCAAGUUCUUCAGGUUCAUGGGAGCCUGAUGGUUUCAAAAAUCGGAAAAGUACUGGAAGAAACCAGCUCAUGCUGUUGCCUUCUCCAGAGAUCAAUCUCAUGGAUGAUUUUCUGGAGAUGGAAAGACUUGCUGCUUUGGCUGACACAGAUAGUGGUGGAAGCUCUUUUCAUGAGGCAGGCGGACCAGUAUCCGAACGAAGCAACAGCAUUGAGAGUCAAUGGAGAGCUGAACAUGCGGCCGUGAUUAAUCAGAAGACUACUGAUCUAGAGGAGAAGUUGGAAAAGGUUGAAGGCGAAAAGGUCAAGUUGGAGUCUGCUUUGAAUGAGUGCCAGAGUCAGCUAGGCAUCUUAAAAACUCAGCUGAAGGAAGCGAAUGAGAAGUUCUCGGUACUUCAAGCUGAGUUAGCUCAUUCGAAUGAGACAACAAAAGCCAGAGAAGAGGAGCUUAAGGGUGUUCUGGUGAUGAAAGAAGUUGCAGAGUCACAGCUUAGAAUUUCUGAGGAGGAGAUUGGAACCUUGCUUUCUAAAGUUGAUUCAUUAACAGCAGAGGUUGAAAAGGAGCAUGCUUCAGCAGCUGACAAUGAAAAGAAGUGUCUUGACUUGGAGAACAAGCUUCACGAAAUGAGACUUGAAUCUGAACUCCUUCAAAAAGCUGAACUCAAGCGAAUUACAAGCUUUAAUGAAGAGCUGAAGGUAAAACAGGAGAGAGAGCUAGCAGCUGCAGCUGCCAAGUUUGCAGAGUGCAAGAAGACAAUCUCAUCUCUGGGUCUUCAGCUAAAGUCUCUUGCAACUAUGGAAGAAGACUUGCUAGUUAUGUAGUGCAGUGCAGGAUUCCAAAAUGUCGAAUAACGAAACAGAGAUUGUUUUGGUUCCGGGGGUAGUGAAAAUUCGAGGGUGAGAUGGAGAUUUGCAUGAGGGAGAGAUGGAAAUUGCAUGGCAUUGGAUAUUUGCAGCUUGGUAUUGCACAUACAGAGCUAAUAGGUUAGCAUGUAAAUGUUGGAAUUUGAUUUGGUGGGUAUGACAAUAAUAAAACGAAAGCGAGAAAGCAAAAAAAUGGGAUGGCAUUUUGGCAUUGCCACCAGUUCUGGGUUUUCUUCUUUCCCAUGUGUAAAGUCAUCUUCCCCUUCAUAAAGAAUUACUGCAGUAAUACCUUCUGCUGCUAAUGGUGAUGGUUUCAGACUUUCAGUUAGUAUAUGAAGAUAUGGGAAACUGGAAAAAAGAAGUCGUGUAAAGUUGUUGGAUGUCGGGAUUGAUGUGACUGUUAUCCAACAACAGGUGAAGAAAUGGAAGUGGGAGGAGUGGGCAGAGAACAUGAGUUGGAGGUCACUGAGGAGGUUAGAAAGCAAAGAGAAAGAGAGAGCAUGUGAAUGUCAAUGGUUAGGCGACCUAUGACCUACACAAGUACACAGGCGAGGCGACAACAGAAGAUAAAAGCAGAGAACAUUCACAUGAUGAGCAGAUGCAGAUGGGCACUAGCUAAUAUGAUCAUCCAACCAACCGUUGUGCUUCCAUAUGCAGCAAAAAAAGCAGAAGAAAUGGCUCAAGGAAGCGCGACGAUACAUUGAACAAGGUUUCAUUUUCGAACAAUCCGCCGCGAGUUUUAUUUGAGAAAGAAAGAAAAAUCUAUCAACAGAGACAGACCACUCACUGCUGCAGUACUACUCUGUAUGUAUUACUACCGAUUAAGCUCUGCUUUUC
Linum tenue is the source of this 3650-nucleotide messenger RNA. Lineage: Eukaryota; Viridiplantae; Streptophyta; Magnoliopsida; Malpighiales; Linaceae. The record is from the annotation of a GenBank genome assembly.